AUGUCUCUUCAUCAUUUAUUAAAAGAUUUUUUAAUUCAUGAUUACUUCGUAUUGAUAAGUAUCAUCCUAGCGAUCUACGUGGCGCAGUAUUAUUACAAAUAUUUUACUCGAGUUAAUCCUUUACCUGGUCCAUUCCCAUUCCCUCUUACUGGGAACCUACCUCAAUUCUUACUUAUUCAUCGAGGAAAUUUCAAAACAUUUUUCGAACAUUAUCAAAAGAAACAUGGUGACAUUUUCGAGUUUCACUUGGGAACUCGACGUAUAGUUUUAAGCAAACCGGAAUAUGUCGAAAAAAUUUUGAUGCCUUCAACAAAAAGUCAAUACAUGAUGAGAUUUCCUUACGUUCAAGGGUUAGAAGAAAUAGGAAUGAUGGGAAGGGGAUUACUAGCAAAUCAUAAUUUGAAAUCAUGGAGAUAUAAUCGUCAAUUUUUUACACAAGCCAUUUUAGCACCGAAAUUUUCCAAAGAAGCUAUCGUUUGGACGAAUAAACUUUUUAAUGAAUUGGAAACUUAUUGGAACAAGUUAUAUCUUAAGGAAGAAAUUAUUAAAGAGGAGAAGAAUAAAAUGGAUUUUUCUGCUUGGUUGAAUCGAUAUACAAACGAUAUGAUCAUCGCGUUGACAACUGGUGAAAGAUCUUAUACAAUGGCCGCAUAUUUUAAUACUCAAAGUGAUGAAAAAGCAGAACACCCACAAUCGAUAAUUGAUGAUUCCGAAAAAUUCGUUAAAGCAUUUCGCACACACAUUUUAGGUUUACCCAUAUUUAUUUUCAUUCCUUAUAUCUUACGACAUUACGCUCCACAUCUUAAUAGAGUUUCGAAUGCUUUACUUAAAAAUAUCGAAUUUAUAUAUCAAAGGUUAGACGUCAUUAUUAAGAGGCGCAGACAAGAAAUUGAAAAUACAUCAUUGGAUAAACCUUUACCACAUGAUAUGUUAACCUCGGUGAUCACUGCGAAUACUCCUCGAGAUAUUAAUCAAAUUAAAACUGUCGAGGGUGAAUCCAUGGGCAGACCCAUGAAUGAUACCGAAAUUCGUGGUAUAAUGUUCGACGGAUUUCUUGGAGGAACUGACACGACCGCAAAUAUGAUAUCAUUCAUUGUCUAUCAUCUCGAUCACAAUCCGGAUGUGAAGAAGAAAAUGUUAAAAGAAAUUGAUGAAAUAUUCCAAGGUGACAGGGAACGUCCAAUCACUGAAGACGAUUUUCAUAAACUCAAAUACUGUGAAGCGAUUAUAAAAGAAGUUGAUCGUGUUCUUCCGGUUGCUAAUAUGAUGGUGAGAUACAGUCAAGAACCUGAUGAAGUAGCGGGUUAUAAUUGGCCGGCUGGCACAAUAUUUCAUAUAAAUGCUGUCUCUAUUCACAAACAUAAUGAUUAUUGGGAAGAACCUGAAAAAUUUAAUCCUGAUAGAUGGAUGGUUAAAGGUUUUGAACCAAAGAAAUAUUCUUUUAUCAUGUUUGGUGGAGGUUUAAGGAUUUGUCCGGGAAGAAAGUUGGCAAUGAUUGAAUUGAUAUGUUUAAUGGCUUUAAUUUAUAGAAAGUAUGAAGUUGAUUUGGUAGAUAAGAAAUCUCCUUUAAAAACCGUGUCAACAGCUUUAACCACUUGUCCCGAAUUGUUAGUUAAGAUUAGACCAAGAUUAUAA
This is a messenger RNA of Funneliformis geosporum, 1635 nucleotides long. The record is from the annotation of a GenBank genome assembly. NCBI's taxonomy places the organism in Eukaryota, Fungi, Glomeromycota, Glomeromycetes, Glomerales, Glomeraceae.